AUGUUACCUCAGACUGGAAUAUUUUUCAAUGUGAAUGGAAAAGAUGUGAGAGAAGAGUAUGUGGACCCUGAACUUACUCUCGCCUAUUAUCUGAGAAACAAAUUGGGCCUUCGAGGAACAAAACUGGGAUGUGAAGAAGGCGUGUGUGGAUCGUGUACAGUUGUACUUGGGAUAUGGGAUGAUGGAGAGAACAAGGCAGUUUAUAGAGCAGUCAACGCAUGUCUUGUUCCUCUUUUUCAUGUUCAUCGAACAUUUGUGAUUACUGUAGAAGGCGUUGGAAGUCGAGAAAAGAUUCAUCCGAUCCAGGAUAGGAUGGCUAGAGGACAUGCAUUACAAUGUGGUUUCUGUUCCCCUGGAUUUGUGAUGUCUGCGUAUGCUCUUCUCCGUAAUCACCCGGAUCCUUCGAUUGAUCAGAUCAAUGCAGCUAUUCGUGCCAAUUUGUGUCGUUGUACUGGUUAUCGUCCAAUUCUUGAGGCUCUCUACAGUUUCUCUCCGGAAAGUGGUGGAUGUUGUGGAGGAAAUAAAAAUGGAGGAGGGUGUUGUAAAGACAAAUCAUCUAGCGAUGAGGAUGAAGGAUACGAAAAGCUACUUUCGUUCAGUGACUUUCCAAAAUACGAUCCAACUCAGGAAAUCAUCUUUCCGCCAUCUCUCAGGGUACGAACAUAUGCGGACUCUGAGGAUCAAGCAAUUCUGAAUGGAAACCGUGUCGAACUAACGCUUCCAAAGAAUUUAACUCAAUUCAAGCAAUCUAGAGAGGGCAAGAAUGUUAUUUCAUCAGGACUUAUCACAAGAUUAACAACCUCUCAGAGCCCAGCAUGUGUUUCAGAAAAAUGGAUUUCUACAAAAUAUGUGCGAGAAUUUAACGAAAUCAAAGUGGAAACCGAUUCAGUGCACAUAGGAGCAGCCGUUAGUAUUCAAAGAUUUUCUGACACGCUUACCCGUCAUCUACAUGAAAGUAUUGGAAUUGCAGUAUCAGAACUUUUCCGAAAAUUUUCGUCUCCACAAGUAGCCAACUUUGCUACUUGGUCUGGAGCGGUUGUUGUAUCAGCAAAAUCAGCACCAGUUGUAAGCGAUGUACUUCUUGUUCUGAGUGUUUUGAAUGCUCGAAUCACCGUGCUGACUCAAUCUGGAGAACUUGUAAAGGUGGAAAUGGAUGAAUUUUUGGAAAGAAAGAUUUAUGAAACUGAAACAAUUGUAUGCGCUUCUUUCUCGAAAAGUGAUAACAGAAAACUAUUUUGUCUGAAAUUCGGAGAAACAAGUGAACAAGAUGCUACCGUUUUUAACUUCGGAGCACUAAUCGGAAAUCAAUCUAGCAGAAUAUUCGUUGGAUUAGGUUCCCAACCUAAACGAUUGACCAGAUUGGAAGCUUGGAUUGAUUCUGGAAAAAAUCUUGAUUUUGAAGAUUUGUACAGAGAAUCUGGAAUGGAGAAAAACAACAGUUCACUGAUGGCUUUGACUACACUGUCUGAUUUGUUGAAAAACAAGACAUUGACUGAAAUAUCGGAGGAGCCCAUUACGUUUCUGCAGUAUUACAAACCGACCACAAAUGAAUCUGUUGGACGCCCAAUCGCCAAUUAUUUCAACGAAAGAGCCAUUACAGGGGAGGCUCUUUAUGUCAACGAUAUUCAAGCACACAAUGCUGUUCAUCUUGGAUUCGUUUUAUCUUCGGUCCCACAUGCAGAAAUUCUGAAUGUCGAUCCAUCAGAGGCUUUGAAACUAGAAGGUGUUGUUGGAUAUUUCGGGAUCGAGGAUAUUCCUGGAAACAAUACACCCGGAAUACAGUCAGCUAAUACGUUUUUCCCAGACGACACGGCAAUUUUCGCGGAUAAAAAGGUGGAGUCUGUAGGCCAAGUGGUCGGAGUGAUUGCUGCCACUGAUGUUGUUUUAGCCAGGCGAGCAGCGAAAAUGGUGAAAGUUGAGUAUAGAGAACUGAAGUCACUGAUUGAUCUAAAUGAAGCCAGAGAUGCAAAAUCCUAUCUUGGAAAAGUUCAAUGUUAUGGAAAAGAAGAACAGAUAGUGAACGAAUGCCUCGCGAAAUGCAAUAAAGUUUUGGAAGGAGAAGUGACUCUUGGUUCACAAGAACAUUAUUACAUGGAGACUCAGAGUAGUUUGGUGAUUCCCGGAGAAGGGGAUGAAUUAGUUGUUCACUGCUCCACACAAGGUACAUGUUUUACUCAGUUGAUGGUCAAAGAGGUUAUGCGUCUUCCGGCUCAUAAGGUCAUAGUGAAGACGAAACGACUCGGUGGAGGGUUCGGAGGCAAAGUUCAUAAUGCUUCUUGGAUCGCUUGUAUGUGCGCGGUAGUCGCCAAGAAACUGAAUAGACCUGUUUACGGUUUCCUUACGAGAUCUGACGAUUUAGCUGUCACUGGAAAACGGCACAGAAAUUUAAAAGAAUAUAUUUCCAGAGUAGGGAUUGAUUCAGAAGGAAAAGCUCAUGCUGCUCAUUUUGAAACGUGGCUUAAUGGAGGAUGGUCGAAAGAUCAUACUGAGAAUGUGACAGCGGUCAUGUCGAUUCUUGUGGAUGAUGUCUACAAUUUGGGAUCCGUUCGUUCUGUCGGAUAUCCUGUUAAAACGAAUUCGAGUAGCAGUACAGCAUUCAGAGGAUACGGACAACCUCAGUCAAAACUCAUAAAUGAAGGUUUGAUGAGACGAAUAGCUCGAGAAAUGAACAAGGAUAUCGAAGAAAUCAAGAAGUUAAAUUUUGCUGUUGAAGGAGAUCGUCGAUUUUUAGGAGACAGAAUUCAUAACGACGCCCAUACGGAGUGCUGGGAAUACUGUACCAAAUGGAGUGACUUCGAGAAGAGAAAGAGGAAGGUUGAGGAGUUCAAUAGAAGCUCAGACUCAGUAAAAAGAGGAAUAUCAAUGUCUUCCGUAAGGUUAGGACUACCCUUCCCAGAUACAACAGCACAUGGAAUCGCAAGUAUUCUUAUCAAUCUCGAUGGAUCAAUUCAAUUAUCUAUUGGAGGAACUGAAAUGGGACAAGGAUUGAAUCAGAAAAUGAUACAAGUGUGCAGUGAAGCAUUAAAGAGACCAGUUGAAUCUAUUACGAUCAUAGACAAUAGCACGGAUAAAAUAACAAAUGCCCCUGUUACUGGAGGAAGCCAGAAUUCGGAUACAAAUGGAUUGGCUGUGCUAGCUUGCUGCAAGAGGAUCAUGUCAAGAUUGCAACCAAUAGUCGAACACAAUGAAGGAGACUGGCAAAAAUCAAUUCUCGAGGCUUAUGGAAGACAUAUUCCUCUACAAUGUACUGAGUAUGGAGUAGUAAAUCGUUCACAAUUUGGCGUUGGCGAUAUAGAGACUCCAUACAACACAACAGGAGCAUGUGCAGUUGAAAUCGAAGUUGAUAUUCUUACUGGAUACAAUCGUUUGAUUCGUGUGGAUAUGGUGAUGGAUGUAGGGGAAAGUUUGAAUCCAGCCGUCGAUAUUGGGCAAAUCGAGGGAUCAUUCAUGCAAGGCUACGGAUAUGUGACAUGCGAAAAAAUAUCUUACGAUGAGAAAACUGGUCAUUUGGAACAGAAUACCGCGGGAAAAUACAGAAUACCAAGAGCCAGAGAUGUUCCUAAAGACUUCAGAGUCAAGCUUCUAGGAAUCAACAAAGCCAAUGGAGCAGAAGUUUAUUCGUCAAAGGGAAUCGGAGAGCCACCAUUGAUGAUGUCCUGUGGAGCGGUUCAUUCUGCAAUCAUGUGUUGUGUGGAUGAUUGGAGGGAACAUAAUGGAAUCGAGGAGUUUGUGGAUACCAUCUCUCCUCUGAGCGCCGACAGGAUAAGAGAGCUCUGUUCAAAAAAAUAA
Molecule: messenger RNA, 3789 nt
Organism: Caenorhabditis briggsae
Lineage: Eukaryota; Metazoa; Nematoda; Chromadorea; Rhabditida; Rhabditidae
Exons: 16
Coding region: 1-3789 (1262 amino acids)
Molecular function (GO): iron ion binding; 2 iron, 2 sulfur cluster binding; oxidoreductase activity
Source: RefSeq, a predicted model, not a curated record